Messenger RNA from Physeter macrocephalus (sperm whale), 3579 nucleotides. RefSeq names its product spectrin beta chain, non-erythrocytic 1-like. The record is from RefSeq and is a predicted model, not a curated record. Gene Ontology annotation, cellular component: plasma membrane; cortical actin cytoskeleton; cell junction. NCBI's taxonomy places the organism in Eukaryota, Metazoa, Chordata, Mammalia, Artiodactyla, Physeteridae. Bases 19 to 2841 code for a protein of 940 amino acids. Gene Ontology annotation, biological process: actin cytoskeleton organization; protein localization to plasma membrane. The transcript has 16 exons. Gene Ontology annotation, molecular function: phospholipid binding; actin filament binding.
GUCUGUCUUCGCCCUCAGAUGCUGGAGAAUCAGAUGGAGGUGCGGAAGAAGGAGAUCGAAGAGCUCCAGAGCCAGGCUCAGGCCCUGAGCCAGGAGGGGAAGAGCACGGACGAGGUGGACAGCAAGCGCCUCACCGUGCAGACCAAGUUCAUGGCGCUGCUGGAGCCCCUGAACGAGAGGAAGCAGAACCUACUGGCCUCCAGAGAGAUCCAUCAGUUCAACAGGGACGUGGAGGACGAGAUCUUGUGGGUUGGAGAGAGGAUGCCUUUGGCAACUUCCACGGAUCACGGCCACAACCUCCAGACCGUGCAGCUGUUAAUAAAGAAAAAUCAGACCCUGCAGAAGGAGAUCCAGGGGCACCAGCCCCGCAUCGACGACAUCUUUGAGAGGAGCCAGAACAUCGUCACGGACAGCAGCCUCAAUGCCGAGGCCAUCCGGCAGAGGCUGGCCGACCUGAAGCAGCUGUGGGGCCUCCUCAUCGAGGAGACGGAGAAGCGGCACCGGCGGCUGGAGGAGGCACACAAGGCCCAGCAGUACUACUUUGACGCGGCCGAGGCCGAGGCGUGGAUGAGCGAGCAGGAGCUGUACAUGAUGUCCGAGGAGAAGGCCAAGGAUGAGCAGAGCGCCGUCUCCAUGUUGAAGAAGCACCAGAUUCUGGAACAAGCCGUGGAAGACUACGCGGAGACGGUGCAUCAGCUCUCCAAGACCAGCCGGGCCCUGGUGGCCGACAGCCAUCCUGAAAGUGAGCGCAUCAGCAUGCGGCAGUCCAAGGUGGACAAGCUGUAUGCGGGCCUCAAGGACCUGGCCGAGGAGAGGAGGGGCAAGCUGGACGAGCGGCACCGGCUGUUCCAGCUCAACCGGGAGGUCGACGACCUGGAACAGUGGAUCGCCGAGAGGGAGGUGGUCGCAGGGUCGCACGAGCUGGGGCAGGACUACGAGCACGUCACGAUGCUACAAGAACGAUUCCGGGAAUUCGCCCGGGACACAGGGAACAUUGGGCAGGAGCGCGUGGACACGGUCAAUCACAUGGCAGACGAACUCAUCAACUCUGGACACUCGGAUGCCGCCACCAUCGCCGAGUGGAAGGAUGGGCUCAACGAAGCCUGGGCUGACCUCCUGGAGCUCAUCGACACGAGGACGCAGAUCCUCGCCGCCUCCUAUGAACUGCACAAGUUUUACCACGAUGCCAAGGAGAUCUUUGGGCGCAUCCAGGACAAGCACAAGAAACUCCCCGAGGAGCUCGGGAGAGAUCAGAACACAGUGGAGACCUUACAGAGAAUGCACACCACGUUUGAGCACGACAUCCAGGCUCUGGGCACUCAGGUGAGACAGCUGCAGGAGGAUGCAGCCCGCCUCCAGGCCGCCUAUGCAGGCGACAAGGCCGAGGACAUCCAGAAGCGGGAGAACGAGGUCCUGGAAGCCUGGAAGGCCCUGCUGGACGCCUGCGAGGGCCGCAGGGUGCGGCUGGUGGACACGGGGGACAAGUUCCGCUUCUUCAGCAUGGUGCGCGACCUCAUGCUGUGGAUGGAGGAUGUCAUCCGGCAGAUCGAAGCCCAGGAGAAGCCACGGGAUGUGUCCUCUGUUGAACUAUUAAUGAAUAAUCAUCAAGGUAUCAAAGCAGAAAUCGAUGCUCGUAAUGACAGUUUCACGACCUGCAUUGAACUUGGGAAAUCGCUGCUGGCGAGGAAGCACUACGCAUCAGAGGAGAUCAAGGAGAAGUUACUGCAGUUGACGGAAAAGAGGAAAGAAAUGAUUGACAAGUGGGAAGACCGAUGGGAAUGGUUAAGACUGAUCUUGGAGGUCCAUCAGUUCUCAAGGGACGCCAGUGUGGCCGAGGCCUGGCUGCUCGGACAGGAGCCCUACCUAUCCAGCCGAGAAAUAGGCCAGAGUGUGGACGAGGUGGAGAAGCUCAUCAAGCGCCACGAGGCUUUUGAAAAGUCUGCAGCGACCUGGGACGAGAGGUUCUCCGCCCUGGAAAGGCUGACGACAUUGGAGCUACUGGAAGUGCGCAGACAGCAAGAGGAAGAGGAGAGGAAGAGGCGGCCGCCUUCUCCUGAGCCGAGCUCGAAGGUUUCCGAGGAGACGGAGUCCCAGCAGCAGUGGGAUACUUCCAAAGGAGAGCAAGUUUCCCAGAAUGGUUUGCCGGCUGAACAGGGAUCUCCACGGAUGGCAGAAACGGUGGACACGAGCGAAAUGGUCAAUGGCGCUGCAGAACAGAGGACAAGCUCGAAAGAGUCCAGCCCCAUCCCCUCUCCCACCUCCGAGCGCAAAGCCAAGACUGCCCUCCCGGCCCAGAGUGCUGCCACCUUGCCGGCCAGGACCCAGGAGACGCCUUUGGCCCAGAUGGAAGGCUUCCUGAAUCGGAAGCACGAGUGGGAGGCCCACAAUAAGAAGGCCUCAAGCAGGUCCUGGCACAAUGUUUACUGUGUCAUAAAUAACCAAGAAAUGGGUUUCUACAAAGAUGCAAAGACAGCUGCUUCCGGAAUUCCCUACCACAGCGAGGUCCCUGUGAGUUUGAAAGAAGCCAUCUGUGAAGUGGCCCUUGAUUACAAAAAGAAGAAACACGUGUUCAAGCUAAGACUAAAUGACGGCAAUGAGUACCUCUUCCAAGCCAAAGACGAUGAGGAAAUGAACACAUGGAUCCAGGCCAUCUCCUCUGCCAUCUCCUCCGAUAAACACGAGGUGUCUGCCAGCACCCAGAGCACGCCAGCAUCCAGCCGGGCUCAGACCUUGCCCACCAGCGUUGUCACCAUCACCAGCGAGUCCAGUCCCGGCAAACGGGAGAAGGACAAAGAGAAAGACAAAGAAAAGAGGUUCAGCCUUUUUGGCAAAAAGAAGUGAACUCCUUUCCGUCACCUCCUGCCCUUCUCUUAACCUUUUCAGUGAAAUUCCAGCAUGCAAGCUCAGAACCAACACAUUACUCUCUGUGCCUAAAUGUUCCUCAAUGUGGUUGAUUUUUUUCUUUUAAUUUAUAGAGCAUUUCUCGGGGGGGUGGGGUGGGGAAAAUACACCUAAACACUUUAUCUCCAAGUUACAAAAAAGCUUGAGGUGCAGAGGGAAGACCAGAUUUUUUUAAACGAAAUUAUAUAGAUUAGAUCUCAAUAUUUAAACUGUUCCUCAAUUUUGUGAGGCUGUGUUGGAAAUAACCCGCCUCUAGUGCUGUUGGUAUGCAAGGCAGCGGUGCUUAAACAGUACUUCCUGUGCUCACCACAGACAAAAUGUACCACCUUCCCAACACCAUUCUCUUCCAUUUACUUCCAGUGGUUACCUUGAGUCUUGACUCUUAGAAGUGCCCACGAUGGGUCUAACCUGGAAUAAACAGAUUGUGUAUUAUGAUCUCGCUGCAGCCGCAGUGCAGCUCCAUUGUUAAUUCUACAGACCAAACCGUUUGUAUCAGGCAUCACUUACUAACACACGACAUGCGGCUUUUCUGCAUCAACCUGGACGACGGUUAAGAAUGUCGGGAUCCAAGAAGGAAUAGAAAACUGAUACUGUUUUAAAUAAUCUGUAAUUUCAAUUUUUUUUUUUUUUUUUGCUGAAAUACAUUAUAUUGUAUGUUUGAGAUAAUUCUAGUACAAA